AUGCCGCCUUUUCGCGCUGAGCACAUGGGUUCGCUCCUGCGGCCCCAGUGGCUCAUCGACGCCCGCGAGGCCAUGGACGCGAGAGGCAUCAGUGCCGAGGAAGCCGGCCUGCCGCAGAUUGAGGAGGAGGCUGUCCGUGACGUGGUCAAGUUGCAGCGUGACCUGGGCUUCCAUGCUGUUACCAGUGGCGAAUUCACGCGCGUGCGUUUUUGGGGCUUGAUGUGGGAGGAGUUUGACGGCACCACGAAGCUAUCCGAGGCCAGCGCCAAUCUCUUCCGUCUGUAUCAUCCAGACGUGGUUAGUCUGAUCGAGCCCAACCGCAAGGUUAUGCCGGGCGACAGCGUCAUCGCCGGGGGAAAGCUCAAGCACAACCCAGAGAGGUCACAGUCGAACUUGCGGGAACUUAAGCUGGUGCAGCAGGCCCUGCCCAAGUCGGAAUGGCCCAAUAUCAAGCUCACCGUCAUUACGCCGGCUUGGUUCCAUAUGCGCUACAAGCAGGGAAAGGCGUACACCGACGUGUAUGCCAAUGAUACUGAGUACUUUACCGACGUCGCCAAGGUCUACCAGGCUGAGCUGGACCAGCUCUACAAGGCCGGUCUGCGCAAUAUUCAGUUUGACGACCCGGGUCUUGCGUACUUCUGCUCGACAAAGUUCCGCGACGGCUGGGCAGCCGAUCCCGACAACAUUGGCACAGUGGACGACCUGCUGGACGCCUACAUCAAUCUGUACAACAAUUGUAUCAGCAAGCUGCCGGCCGACUGUCACACGGGCGUGCACCUGUGCCGCGGCAACUUCAUCGGCGGCCGGCACUUUGCCGAGGGGGGCUACGACAUCAUUGCCGAAAAGCUCUUCACCAAGCUCAACGUCAACACUUUCUACCUGGAGUACGACACAGAGCGUGCCGGUGGUUUCGAGCCGCUGCGCUACCUGCCCAAGGAUAAGCAUGUCGUCAUCGGCGCCAUCAGCACCAAGCUGCGCGAGCUCGAGGACAAGGAGGAAGUCAAGCGGCGCAUCUACCAAGCUGCCGACUAUAUUGCGCAGGGCAGCGGCCAAACACGCGAGGAGGCCUUGCAGCGCAUCUCUAUCUCGCCACAGUGUGGUUUCAGCACCCAUAUCUCUGGAUAUCCUCUGACCGAGGAAGAUCAGAGGAAGAAGCUUGCGCUUGUGCGCCAGAUUGCCGACGAGAUCUGGCCUGGCCAGCCGUGA
Molecule: messenger RNA, 1206 nt
Organism: Thermochaetoides thermophila DSM 1495
Lineage: Eukaryota; Fungi; Ascomycota; Sordariomycetes; Sordariales; Chaetomiaceae
Product: 5-methyltetrahydropteroyltriglutamate-homocysteine S-methyltransferase-like protein
Exons: 2
Coding region: 1-1206 (401 amino acids)
Molecular function (GO): 5-methyltetrahydropteroyltriglutamate-homocysteine S-methyltransferase activity; zinc ion binding
Source: RefSeq, a predicted model, not a curated record